This is a messenger RNA of Daktulosphaira vitifoliae (grape phylloxera), 2539 nucleotides long. RefSeq names its product ATP-dependent zinc metalloprotease YME1L (gene YME1L). Bases 127 to 2259 code for a protein of 710 amino acids. Gene Ontology annotation, cellular component: mitochondrial inner membrane. The transcript is spliced from 14 exons. Gene Ontology annotation, biological process: mitochondrion organization; protein quality control for misfolded or incompletely synthesized proteins. NCBI's taxonomy places the organism in Eukaryota, Metazoa, Arthropoda, Insecta, Hemiptera, Phylloxeridae. Gene Ontology annotation, molecular function: ATP hydrolysis activity; metalloendopeptidase activity; ATP-dependent peptidase activity. The record is from RefSeq and is a predicted model, not a curated record.
AGUGAUAAGAAGUUCGUGAAUUAGAAAUUGGUCACUUCGCAAUCGUUCGUAAUAAGUAUAACAAAAGAAGAAAAUAUUAAAAAUUGAGAAUCUUAGAGUUUAUUAAUUAUACAUAAUUAAACUAGUAUGUUCACUCUAGGAUUUGCUAUACCAUCACAGGUAGCUGCUGCGUUUCCACUUAGAGUAACUGUCCAAAGACCAAAAGUACACUUAAAUCAACAAAUAAAAAAUGAUCAGAGAUCAAUAGAAGAAACAUUAUUGCCAGAAUAUUUAAAAUCAAUUGUUGAAAAUAUUCCUGAAGAAAAUUUAGAACAAUGUUUGAAGCUAUAUCCUACAAGUACACAUAAUUACAAUUUUAGAAAAAAAAAUUUUGCAAAUAUUUUACAAAAAAUUUUAAACAAAAAAUUUGGUUCCAAUUGCAUUUAUACAGUAGACACAAAUACUAAUUUUCUAAUUGUGUCAAGUAAACAUGAUUCAACUGCCAAAUGCUUUUUGUAUCAACCUAGACCGUAUUUUGCAGAUACUCAAAUCAGAGGGUUUAAGACUGAACGUAUUAUUGAAAAAUUAAAAAAUGAAUCUUUAAGUCACCGUCUUAAAACUUGGGUUAAAAAUACAGAAAAAGAAAAUAUAAAUGAAUUAUUUCGUAAUGUUGAUUUAAAAGAAGAAUGGAGUGGUAUAUUAUCAAAGUCAAAAAAAAUGAGUUCAGAAGAACUUGCUCGUAUUAAGUUAUCCUUUGCAGAAGGUUAUUUAUUGGGAGCUGAAAAGAAAUCUGAAUCAGCCACAACAAAAAGUCAGAAGUUCUGGAAAAUGUUCAUGUCCUUAGUUGUGUUUGUAGUUACUGUAACUUGUGUUGUCUCACUUUUCAUGGCAUUAACUGGGUCCAUAUUUAAGAUAAAUAUUACAAGUCAAUCAGAAGUAAAUUCAGAACAAAUAUCAAUUACUUUCAAUGAUAUUAAAGGGGUCGAUGAAGCCAAACAAGAACUUACAGAUAUUGUUGAAUUUCUUAAAAAUCCUGAAAAAUUUUCUGUUCUUGGAGGAAAACUUCCAAAAGGAGUUCUUUUGGUUGGACCACCAGGAACUGGUAAAACAUUGUUAGCCCGGGCUGUUGCAGGUGAAGCUGGAGUUCCAUUUUUUCAUGCUGCAGGUUCAGAAUUUGAUGAAGUUUUAGUUGGUCAAGGUGCUAGACGAGUCCGUGAUCUAUUUAAAGCAGCAAAAGAGCGAUCACCUUGUGUUGUAUUCAUUGAUGAAAUAGAUUCAAUUGGUUCUAAAAGAACUAAUUCCGUAUUUCAUCCUUAUGCUAAUCAAACUAUAAAUCAACUUCUUACAGAAAUGGAUGGUUUUCACCAAAAUCAUAAUAUUGUGGUCCUUGGAGCUACUAACAGACGUGAUGAUUUAGAUCGAGCAUUAUUACGCCCAGGACGAUUUGAUAUUGAAGUAGAUGUACCUAUUCCAGAUUACAGUGGUCGUAAACAAAUACUGGAACUUUAUUUGAAAAAAAUUAACUGUCAAGAUAUUGAUAUAGAUUUGUUAGCUAGAGGAUCAACUGGAUUCACGGGUGCUGAUCUUGAAAACAUGGUUAAUCAAGCAGCUGUAAAAGCUGCCAGUGAAGGGGCUAAAACAGUUUCCAUGAAACAUUUAGAAGUAGCCAGAGAUAAAAUAUUGAUGGGUCCUGAAAAAAAAACUAAAAUUCCAGACGAUGAAGCCAAUAAAAUAACAGCAUAUCAUGAAGGUGGUCAUGCAAUUGUAGCUUAUUAUACCAAAGAUUCUCAUCCUUUACAUAAAGUUACCAUAAUGCCAAGAGGAUCGUCACUUGGCCAUACAGCAUAUAUUCCUGCUAAAGAGGAAUACCACAUAACAAAAUCUAGAAUGUUGGCUAUUAUGGAUACUAUGAUGGGAGGGCGUGCUGCUGAAGAAUUAAUAUUUGGUGCUGAUAAAGUUACUACUGGAGCAUCAAAUGAUUUAAAGCAAGCAACAAAUAUAGCCACUAGAAUGGUAAAAGAAUUAGGUAUGUCUGAAAAAGUAGGUUUACGAACACAUGAUUCUCAUUCUAAUGAAUUAAUGAGUCGUGGUGAUUUAAGUCCAUCAACAAAUGAAAUAAUUGAUCAGGAAAUUAAGAGAAUUAUGCAGGAAUCAUAUGAUCGUGCUAAAAAUAUACUAAUUGCUCAUCAAAAAGAGCAUAAACAAUUAGCUGAAGCACUAUUACAAUAUGAAACUUUAGAUGCUGAUGACAUAAAAGCACUCUUAAACAAGUCCCGAUAAUAGUAAACCUAUUUUUUUUUUUUUUAUAUGAUUAUUUUUUAAACAAAUUUUUAUAUUUUUCUUAUGUUAUAAAAUUCGUUAUUAAGAAAAUAGUAAAGUUUGAUGUAUCUCAUCUAAUACGGAUAUAUCUUUAAAUUAAUACCUAAGGUAUUUUUUAAAAUUGUAAUAUAAAAUAUGAAUUUCUUUUCUUUUGAUGCGUUGUAACUCAAUAAAUGAUUUAUUUUUGGUUACAAAUCAUGUAAAAAAAAAUUUUUUUUAGUGAUGUUAAAAUUGACUUGGA